AUGCUGUUGAAGAGAGAACUUAGAGAAGCCCUGAGCUCUCGUCUGAUUGCUUUACUGCUGCUCUGUUGCACCGUACAACUUUCUUAUGGCCAGGGUAAUGUACCAAUAUUUAAUGUCGCAAUCCUUUAAUGUUUUAUCAUAUUCAUAUAUGCCGUGAUGAUAUAUUUUACGUUAUAUUGACAAAUGUUGUCGAUCAACAAAUAUUUGAUGAUAGUAUUUUUAAAUCCAACGUCCUAAAACAGUGACUAAUGACUAUGCUCUGACACUAAGCUAUGUUCGCAGGAGAAAUGGUGAAUUUGCAACUCAACUUUGUACAAUCAACAUUCUGGUAUAUUGUCUAGCUUUCAAUGGAGUUUUAGCACAAGUCAUAGUCAGUGAUGCUAGGCACGCAAGGAUGCUAGGUAUCAUAUUAAAUGAUGCUAGCACACGGAACUAGGGCGUCAGUUCAUUUUCGGAGUUAGCUUUGUUUUGGGUUUUUUUAUAUUUAAUUUCGAGUUCACAGCGGGCACAUGAUCAGAAAUGAUAAGCGAAGGUCACAGGUAACCGCAUGACUUUCCGUGAGAAUCAACGGAACCUGAUGAAUUUAGUCGCUCUAUCCCGAAUUCCUCCUCAGCUAAAUUCGUAACUUCGACUUUUGUUGGAAACAGGUCUAUGUGUCUUAUGGAUCACAAUUAUUUCAAUAAUGUUCACAUACACACCAUGAGGUCGUUCUGGCAAUAUGUAAAUUUCUUCUUGCGAUACAGGCUGUUUGUGAGUUUGUCAAAGCGAUUUAUAUAUCCUGACUUCCUGAGUUGCUGUAGUCGGGUUCAAGCUUAACAUUGGGAACAUUUCGGUUAAAACCAUAGAAAUACGAGAUAUCUAUUAUUUCUAUGGUUAAAACAGAAGGAAUUUCUCUCAGUGAAUGUUAGGUUUGAUUAGUUAUUUCAAUCGCUUUCAUGCUCAGUUGAAUUAAUAAGAUUUAGGAUAUAUUGAUCAUGCAGCGCUCCACAACUCGGAUAUUAGUGAGCUUGCUUACGCAAGUGACGUUUGGUCAAGGACGUCAUCCAGAAAUUGGUAGGACUAAUUUUAGCGUUAUUUUGCAUCAUAGCGCUUGUAAACGGAAGCAAAAACUUUAAAAAUCUUAUGUUUUGUCAUAUGUGUUGAAAAUUACUACAAACUGACACAAACACACGUGACACACACAUUUCGUCGCAUGUUUCACAAUGGACCUUGCCCCUUAUAACUAAAAUUGUAUUACAAACGCGAAAUUGACAUCCGAUUCGGGUGUUGGGGCUGCAAUUUCGGUUUGUAAUGCAAAAUGACUGAAAAUUGCAAACUUUGCAAGGCUCUAUUUUCCUCAUUUUACAACAUUUCGCAACGAAACUUUGGAAUAUUACUAAUUUUGUGAUGCUCUUUCAAGCUGUGAUGAAAUAUUUGUCUAGACUUGCCUAGAUCAAAAUUUUGGUUAUAAGGGGAAAGGUCUAUUGGAACUGAAGAAGAAUGGAGUGCCAGUUUUCUGUCUAAGCUUCAUGUUUUAUAAACCUACUAACGACUCGUGCACAUGAUAUAUGCCAGUGGUUUCAUAAUUUACAUAUUGUUGUGUCUCAUUUCAUCUUCGCAUAAAUCACAAAGGCUGUGUAUUCCAGUUUUUCAUUCGUGCGGACGGAAAAGUUUAAAUAUUUCUGAAUUUUCUAUAAGUACUAACUAGCUCAAGAACAACACAUUAAAUCAAACAGAAAACUAAACGCUGUCUUUUUAUUUGUUCAGUUAUUUCAUCAGACAGUAAAAUUUAAAAGGAUUUAAACUUUUCCGUGCAUUCACGCACGCAUAAGAAACGCUUAUCUGGAAAGCAGCCUUUACGAGUGUUAAGAAUAGUCUUUCUCUUGCGGGCCAAUGUCCGCCAUUUUAAUAAUAAUAAGCUUUAAUCGAACUCACUAAAAUAUACAAAACUACGUUUAACCAAAAAUUGUAGACAUUACAAAGAGGAAAAGACCAGUUAGAUAAGGGAUUGGCAAAUUUCGAGGUACUGUCUUCCAAUAGACAAUUAAAACAAUGUGAAAAGUAACUUAUCAAAGUUGUGACUGUAACUAUACUACAAUGCACACAACUUAAUUCUCAGACUCGGGAGAGGAGGCAGUAACACAAAAAUGGCGGCUAACCCGAGCGUGCAGGCUAAUUGUAGAUUCACGGAUAGCAGAUCUUGCAUGAUAGCAGAUUUGGAAAUUGUCAACAUAUAUAUUUCUUGAAAGAUUUGCUUUUGAAAUUUAUAGAAAAGUUUUCAAAAUGAAAGUAGCAUAAAAAGCAGAAGCGUGGCUGUCAUGUGUAUUCAUAAUAACAACUUUAUUUCAAGAGGGUUGAGAACACGACAGCGAUAUAGGCUGAUUAACUUGUGGCCCUCGCUUUUACUUUCAUCUUUUUAUCAUGAAAUGCAACAGAAGUUUCGUAUCAAAGGGAGUGACAAAAUGAAAGGUCGUUAAAACGAAAACAAAGAUCUAUUGUGUAUAAAAAAUUUCUUUCAUUUCUUAUAUUACGCAUCAUUAUAUACUUCACUCUGAGACAGAAACUGUUGCAACGGAAGCACGCGAUAUCGAACUUGAAAGAACCCUUGAGUCGCCUCUAACAGCAUGAAGCUUGUAACUUUGAGUGGGAGUCAAACACCAAACAUCCUCUGACAAACACAAUGAAACAGCAAUUUGGAACUUACAUCGAUUCACAGUGACACUACACAACUUUUGCUUAAAACUGUCGCAACCUGCUUACAGCUUGAGCCAUAGGUCCUUAUUCUGUGGCUUGAGCUGUACAGUGUAAAUGAACAUAACUCAUUUACGAUAACUUAGGUGAGUUGUGUGCUUGAUUUACACACAGUGUAUAUACAGCUCAAGUUGUUGCAUGCGACAGGUCGUUGUGUAGUGUAAAUCGACUUUUACACUAAAAUAUCUUAACUGAUAGCUGACAAACAAUGAAAAGUAACUUGAACCAAUUAAGGCUUACGGAUGGGAAAGCUUUGCUAAAACAAAGGUGGUGUUUUCACAGAACAAAACAAUAAUUUUAUAUUAAUAUUAAACUCCACUACUCACUAGUAUAAACAGUUGGAAUAUCUUUGAGUUAGUUUGCGAGCGUGCACGCUUCAAAUUCAGUCAUUUCGUGACUCAAACCUCUUUCGUGACUCAAACCGUAUUAUUUUUAAAAAUAAUUUCAACAAUAUAUAUGAAAGAAUAUCAAAUGUGUGGGCAGUAUAAAGAUUAAAGUAGGCCGCUCCCUGCACUAAUUUCUCAAUUUGUCGGCAACUAAAAUUACAUCAAGAAACAAAUAUUAUGAAAAUAGUAAGAAAAUGAUUCGUGAAUAGCCAAUGAAAAGCGAGAAAAGUCAACAAAUAGCGUCCCUGGAUCAAUGUUGGCGGGAAACACGUGCGCACGCUAUACUUCAUGUAAUCUUAUCCACAUUGUCUCGGUUUGAAAUCGGAGAAGCCACAGACAACCCUCGAAACACUAGAGAGAGCAAGCACUUGUCAUAUCUUAGUUAUCGUAAGUGAUCUCCUACCCCGCCACCCCCAUCGACACAUAUUUUGGGAAAUAUUAUAACGAUGAGCGCCAAAUUUAGAGGUGCCACCCCACUGACGAGCCAGGACGAGCAGCUGUGCAGACAUAACUAACAUUAUUUAUUGAUCUAUUUCAGUGCGAACAGAACAAGUCAAAUUACCGCUGUGUAAUUCGUACAGCGUUACGUCAUUCACAAGGCCCAAUAUCUUUAACCAUACUUCUCAAGACGAGGCUAUUUUUCAUCUGCAUACAUUCUCACCACUGAUUGCGACAUUCUGUCAUCGAGAGCUCGUUCUCUUUACGUGUAUGGUACACAUUCCUUGGUAUGAACACAUUCCGGACGCGCCCGCACGAAUACGGCCCGUGUGCAGGUCACUAUGUGACAGAGUAUACGCAGGGUGUAAAUCCGCAAUGGAUAAACUCAACUUUCAUUGGCCAGAAAAAAUCAGUUGUGAUAAAUUUGCCAACAUCACUUGCAGUGAGUUUCUUUAGAAAAUUUCUGAGCUACACUUAACCAUUCACAUUUUUUAUUAAUAAAUAGGCAGUACAUUUCUUGGUUAUCAUAUCCAAACGUGGUAGUCCAGUGUAGGUAGUGUUCUACAAUAAGCUGUUGUGGUUUGUGUCUGAACUACCUGAAAAACAUAUCCAAACGUGGUAGUCCAGUGUAGGUAGUGUUCUACAAUAAGCUGUUGUGGUUUGUGUCUGAACUACCUGAAAAAGAUAUCUCAAACGUGGUGGCCCAGUGCAGGUAGUAUUCUGCAAUAAGCUGACGUGGUUUGUGUCUGAACUACCUGAAAAAGAUAUCUCAAACGUGGUGGUCCAGUGUAGGUAGUAUUCUGCAAUAAGCUGACGUGGUUUGUGUCUGAACUACCUGAAAAAGAUAUCUCAAAAGUGGUUUCAUAUAGUCGCCAUAGGAACACAAGCCGUCGGUACCUUCCCUGGCAUGCUCUUGCAACCAAAAUAAAAAGAAUCAAAAAUGAAGAAUUAACAAAUUCAAAUAGAAAUCAUAGCCUAAAAAUUAAACUUUUGUUUUGCUUUAUAGAUCCUACACCUAGGCCACUACUUACAGGUGAGGUCAAUAUUUAACAACGUCUUUGUAGCCACAUGUCUGUAAUUAAAGCCUCUCCUCCACUGAUCGCAAAAACAACCAACUCCCAAGUUCGUUGCAAGUACUUUACAAUAAACUGUCGAACAUUCUGAUGAAAGUAUUGGCAGCGAGUUAACUCUUGCGAUGAAUGGAAAAGAGCCUUUAGCGUUAAAGAAAAGUUUACAAGUCUGUUGCAAUCUUGUUAAGACGCGAGAUUUUUCCACGACGUAAUGACGAUUAAGGUUAGGAAUUUGAUACAGAAUUAGGUAAUUGGGAAUAGUGUUAAGACACGACGUGUGUUUUAUUUCUUACAGUACCAGACGAGUGUUCCCCUAUUCCAUAUCACGGAGGUACUCCAAUGUGUUCCUCAGUGAACUCCGCUCCGCCAGAUACCAAGUAUUUCAACGCCACAAACAAUCCUUUCACAAACUAUUUCAACCACACAACACAAGAAGAAGCUAUCUACGACCUAGCUGGCACACACGCUAGACUCAUUCAACUUCUCAUCUCGCAACAACCUGAUAUUAACAAAGCAAAUCAUGUAACGCAAUGUUUGAACGACGUAAGAUUUCUACUCUGCAAUCUUUAUCUCCCACGAUGCGGUGACAAAACGCCAAAGGAUUAUCCAAUCACGUCUGCACAGUGUAGAAACACUCUUGGCGGAAGAAACUGUACUUUAGCGAUCUCACAACUUCGAGGUCGAGGAUAUAACAUUACAUGGCCACCAGUUCAGGUUAAUUGCAACAAUUUUCCAGGCACCCUCACGCAAGAAGAUAUCCGUAAGUAUUGAUUACAGUCAAAGAAUAUAAUCAAUACCAUAACAUACCACCACAUAACAUACAUCAUACUAUGCCAUAUCUCCAUACCUUACCAAACGACUUCACACGAUACUAUACCCCAUAGCUUACCGCAAUAUACCACACCAUACUACAUCAUACCACAGCUCACAUUACCAAACCAAACCAAACCAUACCAUGCCAUGCCAUACCACCAAUAUGCUAAACCACACCAUACUAUACCACACCACACCUACACCACACCACACCUACACCACACCUACACCAUACCAUACCAUACCAUAACCUUCCUUUACCUUACCACACACGCCAUUUUUUACUAGUGUAAUAUUGUAUUUGCAUUGUAUGCAUGUCAUUCGUGUAAUUUUAUCUGGCGAAGUUGAAUAAAAAAAUAAAUAAAUAAAUAAUUUACUUUCUGUAGCUCAAUUUAAGAAAGAUCGAACGUUUGGCGGUCUCUCUCCUCCACCACCAGCUAUUACCUCCAAUACAAUUGGUUCAGAUUUCCUAGAAAUCAAAUGGCAAAGUUUCCCAGAAGAAUAUAAAUUUGGAACUACAGUAGAAACUGGUAUCUUGUACAGGCAAUCAGGCUCGCGCGUUCAAUACAAGCAUAUACACACUGGGAAGAACAGUCUUACACUGCGUGGUCUGAACUCGACCACGACGUAUGAAAUUUUAGUCGCUACAGUGAACAGUAACGCGUCAUACCCAGGAGUUUUAGAGAAAAUCGAGUUAAGAACAGACCAAGGAGUGGAACGAAUCAAAGCAGGAUUUUGUUCAAGUUUAUAUAACUUUACAAAACUACCAAAUAUAUUUGGUCAUCAAACACAAGACGAAGCUAUAUUUUCUAUGCAUACAUUUGGUCCUCUUCUAGAUACGGACUGUUCAUCUGAUCUCAAAGCUUUGAUAUGUUCUGCACAUUUUCCCAACUACCUAGCAGAGCGACAAAUUUCCUCGGCUCCCUGCCAGUCAUUGUGUCAAAGAGUGUUUGAUAGAUGUACCUAUGCAAUCAGCCAACUGAAAUUCAAAUGGCCUGAGCAGCUGAAAUGUAGCAAGCUACCUCAACAAGGGUCAUGUCACCGUAAGUAAAUGAUACUUUAAUACGUAAAUACCACAGCUUUACAAAUUAUUAUCUAAAUAUUUCUAAAAACAUUUUCCUUUUAUCUAGCACCUUCUCCCCUCCCUACACCAAUUGGUAAGUGGACAAUUGUGGAUAGCAUUUUAAAAAUAAUGCAUAGUCGUCUUAUUUGUUGGUGAUCUAUUGUUUGUUUGUUGUGCUAAAUAAACAAUUUAAAACAAUGCAAAUUUCUAAAUAUAUUUUCAGGUAGCGAAGAAUGCGAGCUAGUGCAAGAACAAUCGAUAUGUUCCCUUAUCACCAAACCUAACGGGACAAGUCCUUAUUUCACCACAGUCGACAAGAAGUUCAAAAACUAUUUCAAUCACACAUCACAACAACAAGCUGUGUAUGAGUUGAGCAAACACGCAAAGUUACUUAGCACGUUUUCAGCACUGAUUGAUAUCGAUCGACAGAGAAGUAGAAUCCACACUGACUGUGUUCAGAGACUUGCAUAUUUCCUGUGUAGUUUGUACCUCCCAAAUUGUCGUGCUGGUAUUGAAAUGAGCCGACGUGACUGCGAGAUGGUAGUUGGACGCGUUCACGUGUGUUCUCAGUCUGUGGGAACAUUACAACAGAUUGGAUACAUUAUUGAUUGGCCUCCGGUUCAAGUAGAUUGUAAUUCAUUCAACGCAUCUGUUGUGUCGCCAAAAGGUGCGUAUCCAUAAAGAGGCUGUUUGCAUGACACUUAGUAAUGAUCGGAAUAUUCGCAAUGCUAUCCUGUCACGAAACAAUGUUCAACUUCAGGCAGCAAAACUAGGAAAUAAUGUUUCUGGAACAAUGUUUCCUAGUUUGUCCACCUUCAGGAAACAUGGCUAGGAAACAAUGUUUCCUGGUUUAUGGCUAGGAAACAAUGUUUCCUGGUUUGUCCACCUUUGAGAAACAUGGCUAGGAAACAAUGUUUUCCUGGUUUGUCCACCUUCAGGCUUUUCCCUGUUUUGUAAAGUGCUUGGGUAUCAUACAAAUACUGAUUGUACAUGUUUAUUUUCUUUUAGUUGAAUUUAACAAAAUUACAUUUCAAAACAGUUUGCCUUCACCAGCAGUGGUGAGUUAUCAAACUUCUGGGAAAGAAAUGGUAUUACAUUUGAUUGAUAAUCCGUAUUCAUCACGACUUGCCAAUGAGUACGAAUUGUUGUUUAAACCUGUUGACGAGUUGUCUUACAACCACACUCAUUUCAGCGUGCGUACAAGCUCUAUAUCUUUAACAGUGGAUACAAGCAAAGAUUAUGAAGUUCUUAUUGCAUAUCUGAAUACCAUGGAUGGAAUGCCUGGACAUUUUGAAAGAAUUGCGUGUACGUUGUAGCAUAUAGAGAAGUUAAUUCUUAUUUUAAUCAUUUCUUUGUUUCAAUUUUUAUUCAAUAUGAAAAAUCCCCACAAUUAACACUUGAUGAUGACGUUGUUUCCUUUUGUGAGACGCAACUCAAAAGUGACGGGGUCUAAGAGACCUUUAAAUUGACGUUUACGGCAAACGUCAAACCGCUAGCGAGGUUCGUGAUUUUACAACUCUAUUAUUAUAGCUUUUACACCAGUUUUGAAAUAUGUUAAACUUAUUAAACUUGUGCUCUUUCGCAAUGAUUUAAGAAAGCAAAUUAACCACUAGUCGUGUCAUUCACCAAAGCAGUAAAUUAAGAUUUGGCGUUUGAAGUUGACGUUUGGCGUAUAAAUUUCAUGCUUUAACGACUACAAGCCCUCGUAGCAGUUCAAGCAUGGAAUUUAUACGCCAAACGUCAACUUCAAACGCCAAAUCUUAAUUUACUGCUUUGGUGAAUAGCAUAACUAGUGGUUAAUUUGCUUUCUUAAAUCAUUGCUAAAGAGCACAAGUUUAAUAAGUUUAACAUAUUUCAAAACUGGUGAAAAAGCUACUAUAACAAAGUUGUAAAAUCAAAAACCUCCAAUCUAAAGGUCUCUAAUUCCAGCCGUCACCUUACGGCUCAUGUCUGAUCUCGCUGCAAAGCUGGAGGGAGGAAAACCGUAGUACCCGGAGCCUCGAAGCACAGGAGAGAAGCAAUCACAACUUAGUUACAUGAAUGUUUCAGUACAUCAGAGUAUAGUAACCACCUAUCACGUGGGACCCCUGAGAAGUUGAGCGAGGCCCGGGGAAAAACUUUCCCAGGGGCCCCUAUGACGUCAUAAUUGUGAAACGGGAGAGCGGUGUUUUACAAUAUAUUGCACUCUAUUGCAUAUUAUUCGACACUCACCCAGUCAGAUUUGUAUUCUCCGUUCAGCAAUGUUGUAUCACGGAAAUUCAAGGGACAUCCUCGCGUUAGAGGACCUUUUGAGUUUGGCACACGGGGCAAAAUGCUCCCUCUCACCGGCAUUGCUAUCAAGUAACAAUGCCCUACCCUCGAAAUACAGUAACAAGACCCUACCCUCGAGCUACAGUAGCAGGUUUAAAUCCGCGGUAAGGCGAAGAUAACCGUGUCCCGUACUCCCCAAAUGCACGAAUUAUAGUUUCAUAUAGUUUUUCAUUCCUUUAGAUGCUGCUGGCUCCUCAGUUUAUAACCUCCCUCAGCAAGUUGCUCCCUGUCAAAGACAUUACCAACAAACCGUGUUACCAAACGAUUUUGGCGAUAAGAACAUAACUGCAGCUAAAUCAAGAAUGUAUCCAUUCUUUCCUCUCAUCUACACACUAUGCAGUGAAGAUUUGACUUCAUUUCUCUGUUCUGCGAUCUUCCCAAGAUAUAAGUUAGGUUUGCAACGACCCUGCAAGUCAACAUGUAAGAACAUUUUACAAAGUUGUUCUUAUGCAAUUUCUCGCACGAAAUUCCUCUGGCCUGCUAAGUUGAAGUGUGAUACCUUUCCAACUGACGAAUGCUUUGGUAAGUGAUACUUCUGUUAUUAUCAGGGUUUGUAUUGUCCAGGUAGUUGAAUCUUCUACAGUGCUCACAAUAUAUAUAUAUUUUAUUGAAGAUUUCCAAUAACAUUCCUUUAUUCUUUUGUACUUUAUCUAGACGUUACCAAGGUGACAAUUCCUGCCAGUGAACCCCGUCCGCCAAGUAAGUAAAACUUUGUGGUUUACGUGCAUGGUAUUUAAUGGAGGCAAUGCAGAGAGCCGAGGAUAUUGAGCCACAUCUGAUCGUACCAGGGACUGUAUCUCAUUUUAACAUGCAUCUAAACCAUUAAUCGGCCGACUUUAGCUCAGCUUUUUUUUGUUUUAUUUAAUUAAACUGGAUAGUCCUACUAUGACCAGGAGUUAAUUAAUGUUGAGCACACUAGGUGUGAUUGCCCAAUUCACCCGAGGCUCACGAUACAAAUUCCUGACAACUAAAGGUUAGUUUUUACUGAGGGAGGAAAACUGUAACUCUCGAACCAACCAAACUCUGCUGACUUGACUUCGCAAGAACAGGCUAAGCAUAGAGUAGCAGGUUUAUACGCGAUGUGUUUGAACUGCUUGUUCCCAGUUUUUGACAAGUCUGGAACAAGUUGUUAUCCCCUUGUAUAACAAAGUUGAUGAGGACAACAGAUUUGCAAUCUUUAAGUUGUUGAAACAAGUUAUUAUGAAAUAAGUAAACGGAUAAAAGAAAAGCAUUUAGUUUUAUAAAUUAUUUAAUACGUAUUUGUUGAGGUAAUAGGUAUAAAAUUUAAAACGAUUUAAACUUUCCCGUGUGUAUACGAAAAACGCUCAACUGGAAAGCAGCCUCAACCACACUGACCGUAUCUAUCGGCCUUGCUUCCCUGCUGGAGUGCAGCAUAAAAGAUGCGUCAUGCCUUGUUUCCACAAACUAUGUCAUUUCAUGUUUCUAGCUGAAGGUGGUGCAGCGCGGAGGAAAAGAGCUACACGAGAGUGCAAACCUACAACAAGAAGUUUGUGUUUGUCAGUAAUAAAAGCAUCAACAAGUGGACAACCCAUGAGACUGUUUAACUCAACCUUCUCUGGAUUCAACUACUUCAACUAUGCAUCAACAGAUGAAGCGAUCUUUGAACUCAGCCAACAUCUACGGCUGCUCAGUACGUUAGAAGAAUACAAAAGAAGAGGCAUAACUAAUGUAGAUGGCUGUAUUCCAAAUCUUACAACUCUUCUCUGCCACCUCUAUCUACCAGCAUGUCCACGUGACCCUCAACCACAAAGUUUGUGCAGAGAUACUCUGAGUUCCAACUCAACAUGUGCCAAAUUAGUGGCUCAGAUGAACCGGGAUGGUCAUGAUCUACAAUGGCCUCCAGUACAAGUGAACUGCCAGGAUGAAACUUGGUUCGCUCUCAAUCGUACAGUCGAUAAUGGUAUGUGUAUGAAUAAUCUGGCACCUUUUUUUGCCAUCCAAUGCAAUUACAUAAUUUAAAUGCUUGGUUACCUUUGUUCCAUUCUAUGCUUACAUAAUCAGAACAGUGGUAACUAGGCGUGUCAGUUAUCAAAACAGUGGUAACUAGGCAUGUGAGUAUUCUUAGGACAGUAGUUAACAUGUUAUUAUUCUUGUGUUUUAGUUCAAAUUGACGAUGCAGCCUCCAUUACACAACCACCACCACCGAGUUUUAUCAAAGUUUCCAGUAUUUCAUCGGAUACACUUUCCGUGAAAUAUACGUUAAUAGACAGUCGAGCUUCCGAUCGACGUGGUGUCGGAGUGCUAUACAGACAGAACAAUGCCGUGAAAGCCUAUUUCGUUCUACGACCAGGGGUCUCACAAGUGUUAAACAUACAGACGUUAACUCCAGAAACAGAAUAUGAAAUCAAAGUUGCUACACUGAUUCGUACGACUGAAUUUCCAGGAAUUUUUCGCACCGUUACAAGCAGAACAUUCGGUAAGAAGCGAUUAGAGUUAAGAUUAAGCUUAGCAUUACAAUUUAGGAUUAGAACCACAUUCGGUUAGAGUUAACAUUCGAAACCAGAACACAAUUCAAUUCCAUGUUUGUGAUGUUGUCUCUGAGUGCAUCUACACCGGCCAAGCUGAAAACUUUGCUUGACCACGGUGGGAAUCAAACCCACGACCCCUUUGCUUUGCUUGUCCAAUGCUCUACUAACUGAACUACGAGGUGAAGUCGGUUUGAGUGCGUGAUAUUUCGAUACUUAGUCUGGUUCCUUCGAUAUCCGUGUGUUUCUAAGAUCUUGAAUUUUUUAUAUUUUAAUUCGUUUUCUAGAUAGCAGUGUGAUGGAUGUACCCAGGACAAUUGAUAUAUGUUACAAUUACUACAGGAAAACAUCAUUACCUAACAUGUAUGGUGAUGCAACCAUUGCAAGUGCAAAAAUACGAUUCCUUCCUUUCUACCCCCUGGUCCACACAUUUUGCUCCAGCGAACUAGAAACUUUCCUUUGUUCAAUAUUUCUUCCUCGGUACGAUCCAGUUACAUACACAAGUCAGAGACCAUGCCGAAAGUCUUGUGAGAGGGUGUACCAAAGUUGCAAGUACGCUAUUGGUCGUUCAAGCUUUUUCUGGCCUCCAGAAUUGGAAUGUAGCAAGUUUUCGAAUGAUGCAACGUGUUACAGUAAGAUUGCAAUGUUUUUAUUUUACCUGAAAAUUUUUCAUCUCAAGUAAGACUGCUACUGCAGAUGAUGACUAGCCUGCGAGCAGGCUCUAGAUGAUGACAAGAAUAAUUUUCUCACUUUGAUAACUGUACGUUGACCACUAUCAGCUGCACGAUAGUGCUUAGUGAAACCUAGCUAUCCAAGGUUACCCCACUCACAAAUAAAUUAUCUCCAUUGCAGAUCUGACCAUUGGUCCAGAAGCACGCCAAGCAAACCAAGAAAACGGAUUCGAAGGAGGUGGGUAUUUUUGAUAAACAAUUAUUAUUUAUGCGGUGUGCUUCCCUAAAUCCCCCGAGCUGGAGGCUCAUCAUGGUACCUGCAUGGUGCUUGACAACUAAAGCCCAACCAGUGAGCUCCAUAUACACGUAAAAACGCACAAGUUGUAACAAACCUGCAGUAGACUUGUAGCAAUGCUGUUCCAACAACUUGUCAACAGGAUGUGUUCGCACUGCUUGUUCCCAGCUUGUUGACAACUUGCUACAAGGUUGUUCAGCUCAACAGACUUGUUACAAGUUGUUCCAACAACUUGUUAUCGUCUUGUGAUCCAACAAUUUGUCGACAAGUUGUGAGUGACAACCUUGUAGCAACUUGAUAAAAUAACAACAUUGUUACAACUUGUUGACAAGCUUGCUACAAGCCUGUUGUGAACACAUCUUGUUGACAAGUUGUGAGAUUCUUACGCGUGUAUAUCUCGAGAGAAGAGGAAAUUGAACCAUCUUGGCCGAAUGACUCCAGUUCUUGCUCAAGACAUAUACAGAGCUCACAGGACAGGUAGUUUUUGGCGAGGUAGGAAAACCCGGGGUCGGAGGAAAACCAGCAGCUGGCUAGACUCAAACAAGCUUCUCCACGGUCAUAAUUUCUUUACUGAGCCGUUAGACCGAAAAAAAUCCGCGUUAAACGUCAAUCUGGUUCGCGGUCAAGAUUUGCUUUGUGUUUCAUGGAUUAGUAAUGAAAUUCCAGAUGAAAUGCAGUUAUUCUCAGAAAACAUACACUAAAGCCCUGAUCAAACGAGAGUUGAUGAUACUGUCAAAUUGUUACAGGGGAUGUUUACGCGAAAGAAGUUAUUUCGCUAACCUGAGAAUGACAUUUCGUCAAAACUUUUUUCUUGAAGAUCGGUUUUUUACUUGGAGUAGGGUUAGGGUUAGGGGUAGAGUUGGUGUUUGGAAUAGGGUUAGUGUUAGUAAAACCGUUGCUUUACGUUUUGUCACUCUGAGACCAGCGAAAUAACCUCUUCCUAUUUUAGCUCUAGAUUAACAAAAAAAAAGGCUCGAUGAGUGUUCCAACUACCUAAAUGAUGGUGUUGGGAAAGCAUUAAGAACAGCCAACCAAGGUCGCGUGACUGCCACUCUCAUGUAUUUUCAUCCUUGUUUGAUCCAGGCUUAAAAGUCACAUAAUAUUUCUGUUUCUUAUUGCAGACGUAAUACAACCACAAAAAAGACGUCGACGAGCUACCUCAGGAGAAUGUAAACCUACCCCCUCUACACCCCUCUGUUCAUUGAUCGUAGAACCUCGAGAUGGCCCCCCAGUGGAGUAUUUUCGAACAACAUUUCAAAAUGGCAACUACUUUAACCACACCUCAACAGACGAAGCAGUAUACGAGUUAAGCAAAUAUUUGAACUUGUUCAGUUCAUUACGAGGACCCGAUGCAGGAAAUAAUAGAAACUACGAGCUUUGUUUCAGGUCAUUGACUGUACUAUUAUGUCACCUACAUCUACCUGUUUGCUCUCGCUCACCAUUGAGUCAAGGAACCUGUCUUCAAGUUAUUUUCAACAAUUCUGUUUGUUUCAAUGCAAUAAAAGAUCUUAACACUAAAGGAGCGAACUUUACCUGGCCGCCUGUCAACGUCAACUGUCAAGAUAGAAAGUGGUUCACCAAUGUAACCGGUGUCGAUAGAUGUAAGUAAAUUUUAUUAUUUUUAAAGAUUACAGUAACCUCCUCCCAAGAUAACAACAUUUCUCUAAGACAAGAAUACACAAGACAUUUCUGCAACAAAGACAUCUCAUACCUUAGCUAGUUCAUAUUCUUAUAUUUCCGUUAUAGUUUUCGUUCAAUUUUCUAAUCCAUUUGGUCCUCCUGCGCCAAAGAAUAUUCAAAUCACUCCCAAAUUUUCUACGAGACUUAACAUUUCCUUCGAUCGUACCCCUGAUCGUACAGGUGGUCUAAAUGCGACAGCGCUGUACAGGCGACGUGGUACUACAACAGCUUAUCAGUGUACGACGACACACCCGUCAUUAAGGCCUGGUGCCCUCACGCUAGAGCAACUCACACCAGCAACGGAUUAUGAAAUAAAAUUAGCGUCAUUAAGAUCAACAUCCGGUUUACCUGGAGCGUUCGUGGCAAGUACAUCCAACACAUUUGGUAAGCAUAAAUGAUAUUUUUUGUGUAUUGGUGUUAUGUACUCAGGUGAAUAUGCUGUUUGUGAGGUUACUCUUACGCCCGUAUUCUAAAAGCUCACUCACACUCAAUGAGUGGAGGUUCAAUCUGAGCUUCUCUUGAGCGUUAAUGCUGUUUUUGAAUAGCUGGAGGGGUAGUGCCAUACCUUACUAUGUGACUGCUCACCCUUCAGCUAUUCAAAAACAGCAUUGACACUCAAGAGAAGCUUAGAUUGAACCUCCGUUCAUUGAGUGUGAGUGAGCUUUUAGAAUACGGGCGUUAGUGUGCAUCCACACCUGGCAAGCUGAAACGACUUGACCUCGUAUGCUUCGAUUCCAACCGUGGUCAGACAAACUUUUCAGCUUGCCCGGUGUUAAUGCACACUCAGAGUAACAUCACAAAAACAAGAAUAAAUUAUGUUAACCAUCAACAACAAUACCAGCCUCGUUUUCGUGUAAGUAACACAAGUUAAAUCCCAACAGGAACCUUACGAUUUAGGACGGCAACGCGACGGCAACGCGACGGCAACGCGACGGCAACGCGACGGCAACGCGACGGCAACGGCUACCAAUACAAUAAAUCAUUGAAAAUAAUUGAAAAAUUACAAUAUAUGAAUAAUUUAGACAUUGUCCUCGCUCUGAUUUCAACGCCAAAUCACGGAUUUUCACGUCUUGAUACAACGGCUGCAUUUCAAGCCGCAACAAAUACAGUUUCAAAAUGGGUUCAGCAGAACUCUUCACAACCAUAAAAACCAAGUCUUCAACUUCUAAGACUGUAUUAAAUUCAUACGAUUGAUAAUAUCGUCGCGUUGCCGUCCUACAAUCGUCUUUACUAUCUCAAUCAUAAAAACGAGGCGAAGGCGACGUACUUCCUGGAAAGAAGUAUUGCAGAACACCAUUUUUUCAUAGAAAGGUUAAAUGCACAUACCACUGUGGCCACAAUAGCUAUGCACACAUGGAAUACAAAGAAUAUAAUAAAAACAUAAAAAUGUUUUCUCUUUUAAGGACAAUGUCAAAACGACACGACAGGAGAAGAGAUCACCCAAGGAAAAUUUCACUGGACAAUGCAAGAUGGAAGCCAACGGCAAUAUUUGACCUGCCCGUAUGGUGGUGAUCUUGACGAUAUCGAUGACAGACCGCCCAUUGAGGGAUCGAUCGAGGGGGAAUUUACCGCAGAACGUUUCUGUAAAUGUGACAUACCGAACAUUUGCAAGAAUCCAUCCUGGCUCGAGCCGGAGACGAGCAAGUGUAUCUUCAAGCGUGUGGAUCAAUCCGAUCCUGUUACUUUCACUUUGUCAGAGGUUUUUCAGGUAAAUGAUUCAAAGCUUUCUCCUCUCUGCAUCAUCAAAAUCUCCCAUGAGCAAAUUCAAGGCUUUCUCUGAACAUAGAAGUUAAGAGCCCACCUACAAAAUUCUCUCUGCAUCAUCAAAAGCCCCUAUGAGCAAAUUCAAGGCUUUCUCUGAACAUAGAAGUUAAGAGCCCACCUACAAAAUUCUCUCUGCAUCAUCAAAAGCCCCUAUGAGCAAAUUCAAGGCUUUCUCUGAACAUAGAAGUUAAGAGCCCACCUACAAAAUUCUCUCUGCAUCAUCAAAAGCUCCUAUGAGCAAAUUCAAGGCUUUCUCUGAACAUAGAAGUUAAGAGCCCACCUACAAAAUUCUCUCUGCAUCAUCAAAAUCUCCAUAUAAGCAAAUUCAAAGCUUUCUCUGAACAUAGAAGUUAAGAGCCCACCUAAGUUUCGAGUUUCUUACUAAUUUUGAUAUUUCUUAACUCUCAUUCAGAAAUUAGACGGCGAUGAAAUAUCGCCACAUAAUGCGAGCGAGGAACUCGUGACCAUUACAGCACAAUAUGCUCCUGAAUUUACGCCAGAUGAUGUUAUUUUAUCAACAGUAAUUUUGGAAGAUAUCGCUAAAAACACACAACAAUUAAAAAAGGUAGGCAAACUAAGACAAAAAGUUCAAGUCAAAAGGUUUUGCUAACACUUCCUUUGACUGUAAACACGCUAGGUUUCAGUCAUGUUGAAGAUAAAUCUUUUGAAGACAGAAAUCUCGGGUCUAAAAUAAAUAUGUAUAAAACUUAUACACAAUAUACCCUUUCGGUAAUUACAUCACACAUACUUUUUGGUCUUGGAGCCUCACUCUCAUUAGUAAAUUACGCAAGGUGAUUGGCUCACGAUUCAUGAGAGCGAGGCUCCCAGGCCAGAUGACAUAAUUAUCGAAAGGGUGUAUUCGAAAUCUGUUGAAUGUUGUCUUUUCUCAAAUAUUGAGUUCCUGGAUGGAACUUGGAGUAUGUUUUAUAUUUGUUUGAUAUGAAAUAUUUCCUUCAGACUGGACCAAACAUUGUGAAGUCAAUCAGCAAUCUUUUGAAUACAGAGGAGAACGUUCUUUCUGAAAGCCAGCGAAUCACCAAUGCCUCAGCAAGGUGCGUGCAAAUUGUUAGAUUGGGCGUGGAAUAACCGUGCCUCAAUUGUUUAAAUAUUCCCAAAUUCGUCGUAUUAUUAUCCAUUUUUGGUAUGAUUCUCUAUUCCAUUCAAAUAUUCAUUACUCAUUUCCCACACAGACUUCAUUCCACCACUUCAGAAUGCCUAGAACAUUACCCCAGAAGAGCAGCCUAUAUUCGAGUUAUUAACAUGUUCGGUGUACAUUCGAAUGCUCAGUGCUCCCUUGGGAAAUUUUAGAAUUCCAGAAUGGCCAUUUCUUGCGUUUUCAGAGCAGUUCCACUUGAGAACUAACUUGCUUUUCAUUCUCUUACAGAACCUUAAGAGUUCUGGAUCAAUACUUAGAGAACGUCCCUCUGGAACCUGGUCAAAAUUUCACCCAAAACGAAGCGCACAUCGCUGUGUUCACGCAAGAAUAUGACAUCCGAGACUUCGCGGGAGCUGCUGCUGCCUCUGUUGAAAAAAAUACAGCAGAUAAGUUGGUAGUCUAUGAUGACGAUCAAGGCGUUCAAGAAGAUAUAUCACAAGUGUCGCUGACCAUGUCAAGCUCGUUGUUUAAAGACUUAGAUAUUGACGUAGACAGUCAGAGUCAACGCAUCUCGUUCAUUAUACAUCGCAAAACCUCAUUCUUUACAACCUCAGAGAAAAAAGAGUCAAACUCCCAAACCAAUACAGUUCGAAAAAAGAAUAGUUUCGUCAUAUCAGGUUCAGUGAAAGGCCAGAGGUUAACUGACCUCGCAGACCCUAUAAUGACAACUUAUCAGCCACUGGAUGCAGGCAUAGACGAAACAACUGCUUGUGUUUUUUGGAACUUCACCGCGGGGGAGAACGGUUUAGGAAACUGGUCAUCAGUUGGAUGCAGUUAUCAAGGAACUGAGGAUGGUGUGGUCACGUGCCAUUGUACACAUUUGACUAACUUUGCCAUAUUGAUGGUAAGUAAGCUUUAGACAGAUGUACUAUUUAGAAAAUGACCCGAAGUGCUUUAUGAGUUGCCUAAGCCAAGAAAAUCAAAGUUUAUGUAAAUGAACAUUAUUUUUUAUCACAUAUAAAACCAGCGACAUCGUCCUGAUUUCCUCAUGGAUUAUUAAUGAUGUUUGAAGCUUAUAUAAAUAUAAUUGUUUUGUUUUGUUGGGUGGAAACCAACAGGUUUAUUUUGUGCAAAACUUUCAAUCUGUAAGCCCGGAUCUUCAUUAGUGCAAAUAAUAUAAUGCUAGACUUUAAUUCCCACAUCCAGUAAACCCAAUGAAAGAUUUCUACUCGAAUAUUUAUGGUAGCAAAAUUAGUCUGGCCUGAUUUGCCAGCCAUGUAUGUUGGUUAUGCGCUUUCAAUGUCAAAUCUUUUCCUCUCAUUUUGUUCACAUUUAAACCAAGCACUUUCUGUCUCUGUGAGAACUACGAAACAUUUUUACGAUUCUCCUACCUUCAAAAGCGUCCUGUCCAGCAGCUAACGUUGUAGAUGUCCAAAUCGUUCUUAAUUCUUAGUUCUUAAUCUUUCAUAUUUGAUCGAGUAUUGUUCUGUAAGAGAGAGAGAAAUAUUCUCAGUUCAAUUAUUUUAUUGCAGGAUGUACAUAUUGGUGACAGAGACGAGACUCAUGAUAAAGUUCUGAGUGUCAUCAGUUAUAUUGGAUGUGCUAUCUCCUUAGUUGGUCUUAUUCUCACUAUUAUCACUAUACUUAUAUUCAAGUAAGUAAAUAUAAUAAAUUUAUUUAUACUGGAUAACUCUAACAGUUCGGAACUGUUCUUCCUAGAGGUCCAGUAAGAAUCAUAUCUUAUUGAUCCAGUGUUACUACAGGAGGAAACCUAAACUAAACUAACUUUAUUUAUACUGGAUAGCUCUAUCAUACUGGAUAACUCUAACAGUUCGGAACUGUUCUUCCUAGAGGUCCAGUAAGAAUCAUAUCUUAUUGAUCCAGUGUUACUACAGGAGGAAACCUAAACUAAACCAACUUUAUUUAUACUGGAUAGCUCUAUCAGUUCUUCGUUCUCUCUAGAGGUCCAAUAAGGAUCAUCUCUUAUUGAUCUAGUGUUACUACAGGAGGAAACCUAAACUAAACGAUUGGAUAGCUCUAUCAGUUCUAAACUGUUCUUCUUAGAGGUAACUUUAUUUACACUGGAUAGCUCUAUCAGUUCUAAACUGUUCUCCCUAGAGGGUUCAGUAAGGAUCAUCUCUUAUUGAUCCAGUGUUACUACAGGAGGAAACCUAAACUAAACUAACUUUAUUUAUACUGGAUAGUUCUAUCAGUUCUAAACUGUUCUCCCUAGAGGUCCAGUAAGGCCAUCUCUUAUUGAUCCAGUGUUACUACAGGAGGAAACCUAAACUAAACUAACUUUAUUUACACUGGAUAGCUCUAUCAGUUCUAAAUUGUUCUUCCUAGAGGUCCAGUAAGGCCAUCUCUUAUUGAUGCAGUGUUACUACAGGAGGAAACCUAAACUAAACUAAACUAACUUUAUUUAUACUGGAUAGUUCUAUCAGUUCUAAACUGUUCUCCCUAGAGGUCCAGUAAGGCCAUCUCUUAUUGAUCCAGUGUUACUACAGGAGGAAACCUAAACUAAACUAAACUAACUUUAUUUAUACUGGAUAGUUCUAUCAGUUCUAAACUGUUCUCCCUAGAGGUCCAGUAAGGCCAUCUCUUAUUGAUCCAGUGUUACUACAGGAGGAAACCUAAACUAAACUAACUUUAUUUACACUGGAUAGCUCUAUCAGUUCUAAAUUGUUCUUCCUAGAGGUCCAGUAAGGCCAUCUCUUAUUGAUCCAGUGUUACUACAGGAGGAAACCUAAACUAAACUAACUUUAUUUACACUGGAUAGCUCGAUCAGUUCUAAAUUGUUCUUCCUAGAGGUCCAGUAAGGUCAUCUCUUAUUGAUCCAGUGUUCCUACAGGAGGAAACCUACCACUUUCAACAAAGUAAUCACACAAUAAUAAAUUAUUGAUUAUAUAUAGAUUGAGAUAAUUAAUCGAUGAUUGUUUUUAACCAUCACCUUUGUGUCUCAAUUUUUAGAGAUCUUCGAAGCAAAGCUCCGACUCAGAUCUUGCUCAAUUUCUGCAUUGCUCUCUCGCUAACGUUAAUCGUGUUUCUGGUGGCUGCAGAGAGAUCCAACACCUCCUCCCUCGGUGCCUGUAGGGCUGCGGCAAUAGCUCUACAUUACUUCGUGUUAGCCAUGUUUGUGUGGACAUCUAUACAAGCUUACAACAUGUACCGAGCCUUUGUGACAGUUAUACCAAAAUAUCAUUCCAAGUUUAUAUUGAAAUGCUGUGUGGUUGGAUGGGGUGAGUGAUUGAUUGAUGGAAUGAUCGGUAGACUGAUGUUAUUAAUGAUUCUAAUGUUAUAGAUAAUGAUCGAUAGAUUGAUGUUGUUAUAGACUUUAAAGCUAAAAAGUUAAUCAUUUUUCUAAUGUUAUAGAUAAUGAUCGAUAGAUUGAUGUUGUUAUAGACUUUAAAGCUAAAAAGUUAAUCAUUUUUUGAUUGAUGGAAUAAUGAUCGAUAGAUUGAUGUUGUUAUAGAUUCUAAAGCUAAAAAGCUAAUCAUUUUUUGAUUGAUGGAAUAAUGAUCGAUAGAUUGAUGUUGUUAUAGAUUCUAAAGCUAAAAAGUUAAUCAUUUUUUGAUUGAUGCAAUAAUGAUCGAUAGAUUGAUGUUGUUAUAGACUUUAAAGCUAAAAAGUUAAUCAUUUUUUGAUUGAUGGAAUAAUGAUCGAUAGAUUGAUGUUGUUAUAGAUUCUAAAGCUAAAAAGUUAAUCAUUUUUUGAUUGAUGGAAUAAUGAUCGAUAGAUUGAUGUUGUUAUAGACUUUAAAGCUAAAAAGUUAAUCAUUUUUUGAUUGAUGAAAUAAUGAUCGAUAGAUUGUUGUUGUUAUAGACUUUAAAGCUAAAAAGUUAAUAUUUUUUGAUUGAUGGAAUAAUGAUCGAUAGAUUGAUGUUGUUAUAGACUUUAAAGCUAAAAAGUUAAUAUUUUUUGAUUGAUGGAAUAAUGAUCGAUAGAUUGAUGUUGUUAUAGACUCUAAAGCAAAAAGGUUAAUCAUUUUUUGAUUGAUGGAAUAAAGAUCGAUCUAUUGAUGUUGUUAUAGACUCUAAAGCUACAAACCUAAUGCUUUUUGAUUGAUGGAAUAAUGAUCGAUAGAUUGACGUUGUUAUAGACUCGAAAGCUAAAAACCUAAUCAUUUUUUCAGGUCUACCAGCUGUGAUUGUGAUAAUAACAGCCGCAGUAGCGAUUGAAGAUUAUGGUGAUGAAAACUUGUAAGUUUGUUUUGCUUCACUGGAAAACUCAGAGAAAUUUCCUGCGUGGAACAUGGGUAACUACAUUCACACGCGAGACUUGGUCUUAUCUAAAUAUCGCUUUAUUUUCCCUUGUAUAGUUGCCGAGUGCAAGGUCUACCGUUCCAGAUUGGCUUCUUGGCUCCAGUGAUUUUAAUCCUUGUUGUAAACUCUAUAGCAUUCGUUCUUAUCAUUCGCUCACUGCUCACAGCCGGAAGUAAAGUUACCGCCGACAAGAGAGCCACGGGAUUACAACACGCCAGACGAGGUUCCGCCAUCUUGGUUGUGCUUGGUUUAACCUGGCUAUUCGGUAUCCUCGCUAUAAGUGAUGCGAAAUUAGUCUUUCAAUAUUUGUUUUGUAUUUUCAACUCAAUUCAAGGACUUUUGGUGUUUGUGUUCUACUGCGUGCUAUCCUCGGAAACUAAAGCUAAGUACAGGAAAUUGUUUUGCGGAAAAAGUGCGCAAUCUGACACGGGAAUGUCAAGUCAUGGCAAGCAACGUUAUGCUGGGGCUUCUUCAGAAGGACGCUUUCAUGAAAUUAACUCCAACAAGAAUACAACAAGUAAUGUGUAUACCAUGAGUACAGGAGAAUCUUCGAUGUCAACUCCAAAUAAAGUUAAUGUAGAAAUGAGUAAGCUAUAGAUGCUUUGUGUUUUAUGAAGUGUUCAGAUAGAUAUCUGUGGAAUUUAUUUGUGUGAAAACAAUCUGGACAUUUAAUCGAAAAAACCUGAAUGAUUGGAACAUUUAGCUAUUGGAAGAGAUGAAAUAAUUUUGAAAAUUUUCUGUCUUCUUGACCUAGAAUAGAUACGAGUGCUUUUGUGAAAAAACUUGAACAUACGGAAGACAGAGAAUUAGUGCUUGGAACAUUUAGCUUUUGCAAGAGAUGAAAUGAUUUUGAAAACUUGCAGUCUUCUUGCAGACUUACAAUAGAUAUAUGUGCCUGUGUGAAGGAUAUAUGGAAGAUAAAUAACUCUCUAGCAAUGUCAUUGUGAAUGAAGAAAAAUAUGAAAAUACUGAAUAAUCUCAUAAUAGCAGUUGUAGUGUAAUUCAUUUCUCCUUUGCAGUAAUGAAACGAAUUACAUAUAAUCAUUAUAUACAACAAUUACUUUCUAAAUUAACAUGCUGUCUUCACAAUAUAGUGGACAAUACUGUGUUUAAUUGAUCAAAGAUAUUUAACCUGAUAUGUAGUCCUAUUUAAUACAGUUCAACAAAACCAAGAUCCAUGAAGUCCUGAGCAAGAUUGUCUUCUAGAGGCCUGAUUGUCGAACCAGUCCCCUAACUGCUCGCCAUCCAGACGUCUUUCCAAAUCACGUGAUUCAGUCGUGUCUCGCGGCUGAAAACUGAAUAUAUCAUAAACAUUUCGUCUUUGUUGGUUUAACUGGUAUGUUGAUCUUGCAUGGGCAGAAUUCAACACUAAACAUACCAGGGAAAACACGAGUAGAGCUG
Molecule: messenger RNA, 22465 nt
Organism: Paramuricea clavata
Lineage: Eukaryota; Metazoa; Cnidaria; Anthozoa; Malacalcyonacea; Plexauridae
Source: the annotation of a GenBank genome assembly